AGCUGUUGCUUUUUCAACUUUCACUUUGGCUGGCGGUUGUUGGAGCUCUCGGCUUUUUGAGUGGCCAAAAGUUGUCGGGGGAGUUGUUGUUUCGAUGAAACAGUUAUGUUGCAGUAAUACCCGUACACGCACGCAAUCACACCCAACAUAAAAGCUAUCAUGGCCGAACUACGGAGUCGCCACAAUGGAACCAUUGCCGUGGAGAAGGAAUCCCAGCCAAGCAACCACAACAACAACAAGCUGGAUAAGGAACUAUCAAAGAAUGGGAACGCGGAGAAAAGUGACCCGAUGAUAUACAUCAUUUUUGUUUCUUUACUCUUUGAUUUGCUGGCCUUCACCAUUAUUCUGCCACUGCUGCCGUCGCUUCUUGAAUAUUAUCGCCAAAACGAUAGUUCCGGGCUAUAUGCCGUGCUCACGGAUCGUGUGCGUUGGUUCCAGCAGCUCCUUGGCGCCCCGGAACGCUAUAUAUCGGUGUUAUUUGGAGGCUUCCUAGGCUCCAUGUUCAGUUUCCUGCAGUUUGUGGCAAGUCCAAUUGUCGGAGGGCUCUCAGAUUACUAUGGCCGGAAGCCUGUUCUGCUGGUUUGUGCGGCUGGGAUUGCGCUAUCCUAUCUGAUCUGGGCCUGCUCCAGCAACUUUGCCCUUUUCGUUUUGGCCCGAUUUGUAGGCGGCAUCAGCAAGGGCAACAUAUCGCUGUGUAUGUCCGUAAUCACAGAUGUAUCCAGUGUGAAGACUCGGGGCCGCGGCAUGGCAUUGGUAGGAGUGGCCUUCUCCCUUGGCUUUAUUGUGGGACCUAUGAUUGGUGCUGUCUUCGCCAUAUUUUCGGAUAAAAGUGGUAGUGCCUGGUUUGUGCUUCCCUCCCUAUUGGCAUUUGGCCUGGCAGCUGGAGAUCUCCUGGUCCUGUCAUUCUGCUUGCGUGAAACAUUACCCAAGGAAAAACGUGUUAAGGAGAUAUCAUCUGCUCUGUCAUAUGGCCUGCAAUUGCUGAACUUCCAGGCCAUAUUUAGAUUUGCUGCCAUCAAAAAUGUUCCCAAGAAAGACAUCGAGGCCCUCAGAUCUAUAGGCCUGAUAUACUUUUUGUACCUAUUUUUGUAUUCCGGCUUGGAAUUCACAGUCACUUUUCUGAUGUACCACAAAUUUGGUUACACUUCGAUGGAUCAGGCUAAAAUGUUUUUGACAACAGGGAUUAUUAUGACUUUGCUGCAGGGAUCGGUAGUUCGACGAUUGCCAGAAGCGAAGAUCAAGGGUUAUGCCAUCUUUAGUCUGUACCUGAUUGUACCCGCCUUCGUAUUAGUCGGCCUGGCCGAGGGCAGUAGAAUGCUCUACGCCGGCAUGACUCUAUUUGCAAUCUCCACCGCCUUCGCUGUCACCUGUCUGACAACCCUCGUAUCCAAGUACGGAAACGAUGACCAGAAAGGCUCAGUAUUAGGCAUAUUCCGCUCCCUGGGAGCUCUGGCUCGUGCUCUAGGUCCAGUGGUGGGCUGCAUCGCUUUCUGGUGUGUGGGAUCGAGAAUCACAUAUAUAGCCGGUGGACUUCUACUCAUUUAUCCAGCCAUGGCCUUGCAGCGCGCUCGCAUUUAAGUGCAAUAAGAACAAAAGUUAUUAAUCACUGUAUAGAUCAACGCAAGUAUUAGCUGCACAUUAUACUUAAUUUAUUGUUUUGUACAACAAGUAUUUUAUAUUAAAAUAAACACAUUUAUAUUGUAUUUUAUAA
Messenger RNA from Drosophila eugracilis, 1711 nucleotides. RefSeq names its product major facilitator superfamily domain-containing protein 10 (gene rtet). Gene Ontology annotation, molecular function: transmembrane transporter activity. Bases 160 to 1578 code for a protein of 472 amino acids. Gene Ontology annotation, biological process: transmembrane transport. The transcript has 6 exons. The record is from RefSeq and is a predicted model, not a curated record. Gene Ontology annotation, cellular component: brush border membrane. Lineage: Eukaryota; Metazoa; Arthropoda; Insecta; Diptera; Drosophilidae.